Molecule: messenger RNA, 3655 nt
Organism: Terrapene triunguis (Three-toed box turtle)
Lineage: Eukaryota; Metazoa; Chordata; Testudines; Emydidae
Gene: CPSF7
Product: cleavage and polyadenylation specific factor 7
Biological process (GO): mRNA alternative polyadenylation
Cellular component (GO): mRNA cleavage and polyadenylation specificity factor complex
Molecular function (GO): mRNA binding
Source: RefSeq, a predicted model, not a curated record
GAAGGGGCGUGGUGUGACGGCGCUGGCUGUGGCGUGCACCGCACCUGCUUCCUUCCUGUGCCCCCGGGCUCUGGCUCCCGCCGCGGCUGGAAAUAUGUCCGAGGGGGUGGAUCUGAUCGAUAUCUACGCCGACGAAGAGUUCAACCAGGACUCCGAAUUCAGUAAUGCUGACCAGAUGGAUCUGUACGACGACGUGCUAGCAGCAAGCUCGCAGCCACCCGAAAGCCGCACCAGCAGCUCGGAGGCACCGACCGAGAUCCGCCAGGAGCAGUCCCCCAAGCCAAACAGCAAAUCGCCUGCCAUCUUGUACACCUACAGCGGCCUGCGUAACAAACGGGCUGCCGUGUAUGUUGGCAGCUUCUCCUGGUGGACAACUGACCAGCAGCUGAUCCAGAUUAUUCGCUCAGUGGGGGUCUACGAUGUGGUGGAGCUGAAAUUCGCGGAGAACCGAGCCAAUGGCCAAUCCAAAGGGUAUGCAGAGGUGGUAGUUGCCUCUGAGAACUCAGUCCACAAGCUCCUGGAGCUGCUGCCUGGCAAGAUCCUCAAUGGGGAUAAGGUGGAGGUGAGACUGGCCACCCGGCAGAACCUGUCGCAGUUCGAGGCACAGGCUCGGAAAAGGGUGCCGCCGAGGGCUCACUCCCGGGACUCCUGGGAUUCGAUGGAUGGCCGAGCCACGCCGACGGAGAAUGCUGUGCCGCCCCCUCGUGUGGAGAAGCCCCCUUCCGUGCUGUCUUUCUUUAACCGCCCCCCUGCCGCCAUGCCCCUCAUGGCCCUGCCCCCUCCCCCGAUGCCUCCCCCGCCACCUCUCUCCUCCAGCUUUGGAGUGCCACCUCCCCCGCCAGGAAUCCACUACCAGCAUCUAAUGCCCCCUCCUCCUCGACUGCCCCCACACCUGGCCGUGCCACCUCCAGGGGCAGUCCCUCCCGCCCUGCACCUCAACCCUGCCUUCUUCCCCCCGCCAAAUGCAGCACUGGCCCCCCCGCCGGACACCUACAAGACCUCUGCAGCAUAUAACCACAGCAGUCGAGAGCUGGGCCCACUGCCUCCCCCGGUGAGCGAAGCCGAGUUCGAGGAGAUCAUGAACAGGAACCGAGCGAUUUCCAGCAGUGCCAUUUCCAAAGCGGUGUCCGGAGCCAGCGCAGGGGAUUACAGUGAUGCCAUAGAGACCCUGCUCACGGCCAUUGCCGUUAUCAAACAGUCCCGCGUAGCCAACGACGAGCGGUGCCGCGUCCUCAUCUCCUCCCUCAAGGAUUGUCUUCAUGGGAUCGAAGCCAAGUCCUACAGCAUGGGUGCCAGCAGCAGCUCCUCCAGAAAAAGACACCGGUCUCGGGAGAGGUCGCCCAGUCGUUCCCGCGAGAGCAGCAGGAGGCACCGGGACCCGCUCCAUAAUGAGGAUCGGCACGAGGACUAUUUCCAAGAAAGGAACCGGGAGCAUGAGAGACAUCGGGACAGGGACAGAGAAAGGGACCGGCACCACUGAGAAAGGAGUUUGGUUGGCAGUAAGUGUUUUUAAUGGACUUGUAUCUCCUCACCUCGAUCAGGACUGAAGGACGGAGGCCGCUCCACCCCUCUCCUCCCCACUGCCCCCAGCUCCUUCCAGGCACCCAGGGAAAGCCACGUCGCCUGCGGGACUCCAGCUGGCACACGGUGGCCUCGGGACCCACACUCGCUGCUGCUGCUUUCUGGGGAAAUGCUGGAAGACGAGUUAGGGAGGGAUAGCGUCGGGGCCACUGUGAGCAGGGAGUGCUCCAGUCCACGGAUACUUGGACCCAAAGAGAAAUGGUGCUUUUCCAUGGAAGCUUGUGAGCUCCUUCCUCUCCGUGGCCCUUCCGGGGACAGCUGGAAGGGAAUCCAUCACCCUCGUGUGUGCUGGGGAGGGUUGGAGGUGGGGGCGCAGAUAUCCCUGCGUGGUGUCUGGCGCCUGGCCUGCUUGGCUCACUGGGGCCAGUAUCCAUGUCCUCCCAUGGUGCACUGUCUUCUCGUCCCGUGUGGGGGUGCUCUCUUGAGGAGUGCGAUCCCUUCUCCCAACCAGUUCCAGGCCUGGCUUGUCUGGCCCAUUAUACUCAUCUUAGAUAACAGCAUUUCCUCUUCCCCCGCCUCAUGGAGAGCAGGCUGGCUGCUGCUUCCCAUCACCUCUUUCUGCUCCCAGUUGCCGUUCCUGUAGGCGCCUCUGAGUCCUCUGCAUUCUGCCCUGGCUCCUCUAGGGGGCUUGUCCGGAACAGAGGUGGCCCCUCUUGGCUGCACUCAAUGCCUCUGGCUCUCCAUGCUGAUCUCAUGCAAUAACCGUUCCAGUUCACGUUUUUCCCUACCGCAAGCCCCAGCCACCUGUUUCUUCAGAGCCAGCCUCCUCCCAGAGAGGCUGCCUUCCUUGUUUUAGAGGAAGCGGCAUGGGGAGAGACUUGAGUGUUGUGAUAUCGGUGGAUGGAGAUGGGGGGGGGCUGGGGGCUGGCUGGAUGAGCCCAACAACUGUUAACCUGGCGAGCUGCUUAGCAUUUUUGUGUGGUGGGAGGUGCAUUGAUUCCAGGGAUCGAGAACUCUGGUGGGGACUCCCGCCUCUUCAUAAACGCUCUAGGAAUGGGAGCUCCCAGUCGAGCGCUGCGUGGGGGGUUUCUUUAGACAGUACCGCUGCUUGCUAUUGCUCUAUGGUGCGUGAUGGUGAGCAAAGGGUUUGGGGUGGCUGAGAGUUGGUCUGCAUCUAGCUAAGGAGUCUUGGUGCCUGUUCCAGCACAUGGGGCUGAUUGUGCCCAACAGUGCGAUGCCUGAAGGGCCAGGGGGAAACAUAACCACUAUUUCCACCACAGCCUUCAGCUGGUGAUUCUCGAAGGCUGGUAGGAUAGGUGGUGUGGAAGGAGCCAUGUUCCCUCGAGCAAAGGAUGCUGUAGGGUACAGGUGGCCAGAGAGCAGCCUGCAUGUGUCGCAUGACUGCCCAUCUGAGCGGCAGCCUGUGGAGACUACACAUCCCAGCAUGCAGUUCUCCAGUCACUUAGCUCAAGCUAUAACACAUUGUAUGCUGGGACCUGUAGUCUCCAGAGCCUGCACCUUUAUGUAAGACUGAAGACAGCAACCAUCUGCUGCAUUUCAUGCCAUUCAGUGUGGCCCUCCUGGCAAGUUGUGGACACAGCUGGGCAAAACCUGGGCACCAUCCCCCCAGCAGGGGUCUCCAGUUGGACACAUCAGAGAGGGUGGCAGGGGACGAGAGUGCACAGCCUGCCUGGAGGCUGGCGAAGUUAAGUGACACCUCCGUAAGAACUGUGAUCGGUGAGCAAAGGCCAGCUCUGGAUGUCUUUUUAAAAAGAAAAUGAAAAAAAAAAAAAAACGGAAACUUAAAGUGAGGUGACAUUAAAAAAGAAGUGUAAAAUACCAGAAAACCUUUUGACAGGAGAGUGUUCUGUUUUUUUACGUAAUGACACAAAUUUUUAGUUUAUUUCAGAAUAGUGGUGGGAGGGGGGAUGAUAAAAAAUAAAAUAAAAAGCAACGCCCCAAUUCCCCUCCCCCAGUUCUCGGUGAUUUGAUUUUUGUCUCUUUCUGAUAGGUUGGAAAUUGUGUAAUAAACUUGAUGACGUUGUCAAUCUUUUAUACUGCAUUGUAUGUUUUCUUUUUUUUCCUUUUGUAACAAAAUAUUUUAAAUAAUAAAUGGGGUGUGAGCUGUUUUACG